Guillardia theta CCMP2712 is the source of this 298-nucleotide messenger RNA. RefSeq lists its product as hypothetical. The transcript has 3 exons. The record is from RefSeq and is a predicted model, not a curated record. The coding region runs from base 7 to 207 and encodes 66 amino acids. Lineage: Eukaryota; Cryptophyceae; Pyrenomonadales; Geminigeraceae.
GUCGCAAUGGCGCUUUCACAUGCAAUGAAUAAGCUCGGCCCAAUUUGGGUUCAAGCCGUAGUCGGUGUAGCGGUGUGCUCUGGUCUUGGCUACGCCUCCGUUGUAAGCAUUCGAAAACCCCCCGGCCCCUCAUCUACUCCUGAGUGGAAGGAGCAUGCCAAGACCAUGCCAAACCCACUCCGUGAUCCUGAGGGAAAGCUGCGAUAAAUCUUGAUGAUGUUAUAGCAUCACUGCGAAAAUAUGUGCAUGCGCAUAGGUCCUGCCAUGUGGCUGUUAAGGAAUGAAUGCGGUGUCCUGA